AUGAAGCAACUCGCGUGGAUCACGGCGCUGUUCGCAAAUGUGGCCGUAGGCCUAACACCUGCGGAAUGGCGAAGCCAGUCCAUCUAUUUCUUGUUGACUGAUCGAUUUGGUCGGACGGACAGUUCGACCACGGCAGCAUGCGAUGUUUCAGACCGGAUUUAUUGUGGAGGCAGCUGGCAAGGCAUCAUCAAUCAACUGGAUUAUAUCCAAGGCAUGGGCUUCACGGCUAUUUGGAUCACACCAGUGACCGAGCAGCUUUCUGGAGAUACCGGAGAUGGAGAGGCAUACCACGGUUACUGGCAGCAGAAAAUAUACGAUAUCAACACGAAUUAUGGCACUGCCGCUGAUCUUUUGGCACUGUCGACCGCUUUGCAUGAUCGAGGGAUGUAUCUGAUGGUGGACGUCGUGGCAAACCACAUGGGCUACAAUGGAGCCGGCACAUCUGUAGACUAUAGUGUCUUUGAUCCAUUCGAUUCGUCAUCCUACUUCCAUUCCUACUGCCUCAUCAGCGACUAUGAUAAUCAGAGCAAUGUCGAAGACUGCUGGCUGGGAGAUACUACGGUCUCCUUGCCAGAUCUCAACACAGAUCUGACAUCAGUACAGACUAUCUGGUAUGACUGGGUCGCGGACUUGGUCUCAAAUUACUCCAUUGAUGGGUUGCGAAUUGACACCGUGAAACAUGUUCAAGAAUCAUUUUGGCCCGACUACAAUGAUGCUGCAGGCGUCUACUGUGUCGGUGAGGUCUUUGAUGGAGACCCAGCCUACACUUGUCCGUAUCAGAACUACUUGGAUGGCGUGCUGAAUUAUCCAAUCUAUUACCAACUUCUCUACGCAUUCGAGUCUUCGAGUGGCAGCAUAAGUGAUUUAUACAACAUGAUCAAUUCAGUUGCUUCGGAUUGCGCUGAUCCUACUCUACUUGGGAAUUUCAUUGAAAACCAUGAUAACCCUCGAUUUGCCUCCUACACUGAUGAUUACUCACAGGCUAAGAAUGUGAUCUCGUUCGUCUUCCUGUCAGACGGCAUUCCAAUUAUCUACGCAGGACAGGAACAACACUACGACGGAGGCAGCGAUCCCUACAACCGUGAAGCCACCUGGCUAUCUGGAUACUCUACUACCGCAGAGCUGUAUGAAUACAUUGCUGCGACAAACAAGAUCCGCACUCUCGCUAUAUCUGCGGAUUCGUCUUAUAUCACUACGCUGAAUGAUCCGUUCUACCAAGAUAGCCAUACUCUGGCCAUGAAAAAGGGAUCCAAUAGCUCACCCGUCAUCACCGUUCUCUCAAACUACGGUGCGAGUGGGAGCUCGUACACUCUUUCCCUUAGUGGAAGUGGAUAUUCCUCGGGCACCGUGCUCAUGGAGAUGUACACUUGUACUUCUGUGACAGUUGACUCCAGUGGAAAUAUUGCUGUUCCAAUGGCCUCAGGUCUACCCCGUGUCUUCAUGCUGUCCUCUUCUGUAUCUGGCAGUGGGCUGUGUGGAACGUCCGCCUCUACUUCCACCGGAACUACAACUACGACCAAAGCCUCCACGACAACCACGAGUACAGCUACAACAUCUAAGUCGACCACUAGUACCACUACAACUUCCAAGACAUCCACCAGCACUUGUUCUCAAGCUACUGCUUUGCCAGUACGCUUUGAAGAAGUGGUGACCACGACGUAUGGUGAGAAUAUUUACAUCUCGGGCUCCAUCAGCGCACUAGGAGACUGGGACACGGAUGAUGCUAUCGCUUUGUCAUCUGCUGAUUACACAACUUCCGAUCCGGUCUGGUAUGUCGUUGUCACUCUGCCAGUGGGAACAGCUUUCCAGUAUAAGUUCAUCGAGAAGACGGAUGGAUCGUCAUCCAUCGGAUGGGAAAGUAACCCGAACCGGUCGUACACAGUUCCAACGGGCUGUGCAGGUACAACUGCGACGGUCACGGCGACUUGGAGAUAG
This is a messenger RNA of Penicillium longicatenatum, 1935 nucleotides long. Its product is annotated as putative alpha-amylase. Gene Ontology annotation, biological process: carbohydrate catabolic process. The coding region runs from base 1 to 1935 and encodes 644 amino acids. The transcript has 9 exons. NCBI's taxonomy places the organism in Eukaryota, Fungi, Ascomycota, Eurotiomycetes, Eurotiales, Aspergillaceae. The record is from RefSeq and is a predicted model, not a curated record. Gene Ontology annotation, molecular function: calcium ion binding; alpha-amylase activity; starch binding.